This is a messenger RNA of Pelobates cultripes (western spadefoot toad), 6164 nucleotides long. The record is from the annotation of a GenBank genome assembly. Lineage: Eukaryota; Metazoa; Chordata; Amphibia; Anura; Pelobatidae.
CUCAACUUCUAGAUAAGCCCUCCGUGAGAAAAAACAAUCAUCUACCAAACAGUCUCUUCUUCUGCAAACAUACAAGAAAGUGUUUUAGGAUGACGAGCAGUGAGGACUAUAGUUAUUCCUUGGAAGGAGUAAGUAUCAAGUAGAUUGCUAGACUGAAAUUAUCUUGUUUUAAAGCAAAUAAGGCGUUUUAAAUAAGAGCAUAAAAAUAGGCAAGAUGUUAAGUGUAUCUACAAAAUCAUACAAGCAAGUCUUUCUUUUAUAGGAGAACUGUCAAUGCUAUGGAAUUUACAUGAUUGAUUAAAUUAUAGAAAAUCACUUAUAAUGUGUUAAACCUUUCUACAUGUUUUAUUUUACAUUUAUAUUAAAGAUUUAGCAAAUAUUACCACAAUCUAAUUUAGUCCAGGCACAGACAUGGCAAAUAAUGCAAAUCAGGAGGAGAAAUAUAAAACAUUGUUUCAUUUCUCUCUUCAAUGUAUGCUUUGUUUGUGCAAAGGACCCGGUUUAUAACAUGAUUGACAGGACACUAAGAUCGAGGCGCCCAGUUUCAGGAUAAACAAGUGUGGAUUUCUGUAUUUAAUGUUAUAUUAUACAUGUAACAAAUGCAUAUUUCUAAAAUAUAGGGAUAACUAAACAUAAUAAUAAUAAUAAUCUAAUGAAGUGAUAUUUCCCCUUUAACCAUGUCUUCUGUAGACAUUUAAGGCAGCAGGGCUGUGCUACAAUUAUCCAAAUAUGACAUAAAGCCUGAUUAAUGCUUAUCUGUUAAAUUCAUACAUUAUGUAAUGAUUCGCAUAUUGAUUACAUAUAAAAAAAUAUUUUAGACUGCAAAUGGUGAAUAUAAUCAGAUGACAUACAUGUUUCAUGCGGUCAUAACAUUAGCAUUUUUUUUUAGCUUUAUUGCCUUUUGAAUAUAAAGCUAAUUUGCAGAACAAACUUUGAAAAAGGUUCCCCUUAAACAGUGAAUUAAUACUUUUGUUUAAUUUUUGUUGUUUUAGCACAGUGCAAUCAUUAGUUCGAGUGCAGAUGUUGUAAGUUUUAUUUAAAGUUUAAAAAAUCACAUUCGUUACUAAUCAAUUAAAAUACUAUGAAAACUAUUUAAGAAUUUUUUUAGUAAUAAUUUCUUAAAUGUCAGUCUAUAGUAGAAUCAAACAUUCCAGCAAGCUGAAGCAGUCGGAUGCUUCGAGUGACCCUUUAAAUGAAUUACCUUGUGUCUCAAUAAAAUAAAUUAACUCUGUCUAUAUCUAUUCAUCCAUACAUUGCCCAUUCAUCGUUCGUUAGUUCUGUCUGUCUGUCUAUCUAUCUAUCAGAGUAAGACUCAUAGGAGGUAUCUAUCAGAGUAGGACUCAUAGGAGGAUAUGGUAUGUUUGUCUAUUAACUGUAUUCCAGAGAACAUCUUCACACAUCAAGAUGUUAAAGACACUAAGUUAUCUAAUGUAGUGUUAUUUUAAUGUACUUGUUUGUAAAAAUUAUGAAAAACCUAAUCACAACAGACAUUUUUUUUAAGUCUAGCAAUUUUUUAACACAGUUCCACUUUCAGAGCAUUGUAUGGACCAAUUGCACUGUCUCUUUUUUUCUCAGGAGGAUUAUCCCACAGAUUUGCCAUCCUUCUCAGAAGAUGUCACUCCUUGCAAGCCUGGGUCACCCAGCGAAUUCAACCAGAUCUUAAUGUUGGUAGCAUUUGUGGUUGUAUUUACGCUAGAUAUGUUAGGGAAUGGACUGGUGAUAUAUGUCUUGAAGAGAAGGGUCCAUGUGUGGCAUUUGUCUGACCAUUAUUUAUUCCAGCUUGCCAUCUCUGAUAUACUACUGGGUCUGACCCUACCAUUUUGGACCACACAGUAUGUCUAUGGUUGGGUGUUUGGUCUGGUCCCAUGUAAGCUACUAGGGGCUCUUUUCACCAUCAAUAUGUACAGUAGCAUAUUUUUCUUAACCUGCAUUGGGUUCAAUCGAUACAUUUCAAUUGUGCAUGCAGUUGAGUUACACGGAAAGCAGAAACCUAUUCACACCAUCUUCAUAUGUGUCUUCGUCUGGGUAACAUCAUGUUUAUUGUCAUGGCAAGAACUUUUUUUCAGAGAUGUAAGCUACAUCAAACACAUUAAGAAUUUUGUUUGUUAUUAUAACUUUAAACCAGACCAAGCUGAUACCUGGAGAAUUACGUUGCGUCUUGUAAACCUAAGUGUUGGGUUUCUUCUUCCAUUGGGUCUCAUGUCUUUCUUCUACUCCAAAAUUUUUUGUACACUCCGACAGUCUAAGCUUAACCAGUCCCGACGUCCUCAGGUUGUCAUUGUGGUGCUUCUACUUCUUUUUGUUUUUUGUUGGGCUCCAUACAACACACUGCUACUUAUCGACUCUCUUCAAAGACUGGGCUACAUCAACAGAGACUGCCAUUUUGAGAAGAUGCUGGAUAUGGGAGUGUUCAUCACAGAGAAUUUGGGGAUGGCUCAUGUGUGUGUAAAUCCUUUUGUUUAUGCAUUUGUUGGAGUGAAGUUCAGGAAGGAAAUAUAUAAGUUUUUUAAGAAAAGUUCAAAACAUGUUGCACAUUCAGGAUUACUAAGCAGCAAAGAAGGAACAGUAAUGUCAGUUGAACAAAACCUUUCAUUUUCCAGAGUUAUGUGAUUGAAAUAUACAUUGUAUUUUAAAUGUCCAAAGUGUAUCUUUCCACCACCACCACCACAAAAAAAUAUAUAUAUAUAAUUUUUGAAAAUGGCAGAAAAAAAGAUGCACAAAGUAUUAGCAUAAAAACCUUCAAGAAAAUAAUCUUAGCCAUUUCCACACGUGUUUGGACAUUUUCUGUUUUAUUACUUAAAUGACAAUUGUCAUCAAACUUCUAUUUAAUUUGAUGAUACUUUAUGGUAUUUGUUUUCUUUUUAAAAUUAUGUAUAUUGGAUUUUUUCACAAAUUUUUACUUUUUUACCUGGUUAUAAAAACACGUUUAGUCAUAUUCUACCGUUAACUGACCAGCUGCUGCUCAACCUAACCUGCUUGCUGUUGUGAUUGCUCUGUGAGAUCUGUGGGAACCUGCAGCAGCAGGCAAGUUAGGUUGAUCAGCAAUUGGUCUCUAAUCUCCUCACCGGACUAUUAAGGGACUUCAUUUUAUGUUUUGGCUGCGCUCAUUGAACAUUGGCCUUCAAAAGGCUGGGGAGAUCCUUUGAUCUCCCUGGUCGGCCUUGGCCCUUGGCAAUUGCAGCCCACAUGGGUAUUUCCAGUCCAGGCUUGGUAGUUUUGUAGUUCUAAUUUGCUAAGUUAGUCCAUUUAUUGUUAAAUAAAUUGUUUAUUUUGUUUGUAAGGUUUGUUUUGAUAUUAUAAUUUAUUAUUUCUUUUUUGUAAGUAAAGUAGUUGUAAGUAAGACUGGAGAAGGGUAGAGUUGUAGAGAGUAGCGUUGUAUGAAAUAGUUGCAAAAGAGUCUAGUGGUAAAGUUACAGGGAGGCACUAGGAGUAGAGUUGUAGAGAGUUGUUGUAAAAGCAGUAAGGGGCAGCAUUUUAUGAAUUAACUUUUUUUUUUAAGUUGGUGUAUAGUGUUUUUGUAUAGUUGCAAGGCAAAUUACACGAAAACUACAGUUAUGUUAGCACUUAGGGGGUAUUAAUUGGGGUAACACUUAGGGCAAAAUAAUAAGGUGAGCUAAAAACCUAAUCACAACAGACAUUUUUUUUAAGUCACUAAAAACCUAAUCACAACAGACAUUUUUUUUAAGUCUAGCAAUUUUUUAACACAUUUCCACUUUCAAAGCAUUGUAUGGACCAAUUGCACUGCCUCUUUUUUUCUCAGGACGAUUAUCCCACAGAUUUGCCAUCCUUCUCAGAUUUGCCAUGCUGUUGCCUAGCAUAUUUAAAAUCUUGGGUUAGUACAAGUGAAAUGGAAAACAUCUUCAAGCCAGAUGUAUUUUCAUUUCAGCUAGUUUGACCUAACAGUACAAAUUCACUUUGAACAAAUUAAAUUCCUGCCAAUUCACACUUCAAUGAAUAGCACUGUUAUAGGGAGAAGUUGCAAGGACAUGUGUUAUAUACCAAACCGUACUGAUAUACCCUCUGCCACUUUAGGUUCUAGACGAGAGACAUAAGACCAAACCCUAGACCAAUAUUUUAAAUGGAACAUGCCGCAUGUAAAAUACCUUAAAGAGGAAGUUCUGCCUAAAAUAAAAAUGAAAUAGAUAUGUUGUAAAAAAUUUUCAUUUUUAAAGGGACUAUCUAGACACCAUAACAAUUUCAUAUCAUUCAAUUGGUUAUAGUGGUUGGUGUCCUCACGGCACUGCCCCGCCAUUCAAUGUUAAACUAUUUUCAAGAAGUUUAACAGUGAUUGAGGAUCCAUGUCCUCAUUGAAGGUGUGGCUAAAACAGAAACGACACACUUACUUCAAGCCAUACCAAUUCAUACCUGCAAUGGCAGCUGUGAGAGAUGAAGGCAGUCAACUGACAUUCUCAACCAAUCACAGCCGCCCAUUGCUUGAUGUUGGGGGUAAUGCCAGUAAUUUAUUAGUUGACAAAGGCAGGAUGGACAGGGACAGUUGGGCUCAUCAUCCCAGGGACUUGUCCAGCAGCCCACUCUUGAACAUUUUGUUGGGGUUAAUUUCAGAGGCAUGUCACAGAAAAAGAGAUUUAUGGUAUGGUCCUACUGGACUGGCUUGCACGCCUUGCUCUCCUUAAUGGCACACUGGUGACAGCUCACAAUGCCUGGGUAUGGACGUAGUAGUGGAGGAGGACCAACAAUACCGGCAACCAUACUUGAUCAUUACAUAGGGAUUGCCAGGCAUCUCCACAUUAUUGUGAAGGCUUACCAAGUCUUGAGACUGGAGCAAGAUAAAACGGGGCUUUCCACAUACUGUCUAUGACAGGAUCUGAGAAUGUGGUGGAACUCUACUUUAGACAUGCUGGAAAUAUUUUUUUGAAUAGCAGAAAGCAAUCUAUUCCAUAGCCUACCUUUCUGACCAGUACACUGGCAUCCUCACUGGGGUUGGAGAGGUGGACAAUAAUAGAGCAGCUAGUGACAGUACUUAAAUCAGUUAGAAAUGUUUCAGAAAACCUGAGUCACAGUAAUCUCAGUCUGGGACAGGUCCUCCCCUUUUUCACCAAAAUAUAAUUAUUCCUUUUGCUCCCACUUUUUUCAAAUACCUUUUACUGUAGUGAUUUCACCGUUGGUCUGAGUCAUCCAAUGUCAUUACACAUGCUAGUUCCCCAGACGCAGAUAGUAUUCGCUGAAAGGGCACUGUUUUUUCCCACACUGAAGGAAGAGUCACUCACUCUUUAGACUGGAUGUGUGGAAAGCUCAGGGUGAAAGUGGUUGGUCAUCAAUUGCCCACUGAUGUUUUCCAUUACUUUUUUAAACAUAUCAUUAUAAACAGUUAUUACCAGUUUAAGUUGCAGGUGUUUGUGAGAGAGUAUGCGACAAAUAGAAUAUAUUCAUACUUGAGGCUGUUUGUAGUGACCAUUUAGGGAAGAACAUUUAUGCAGAGUGCAACUCUGAAGACACAAUUAGAAAGAAGAUCAUCACAGUCCAAACAGAUACCCCUGAUAUAAAAAGAUAAACACCCCAUUAUAUUGAAGAGAUGGUACGCAAUCUUCAAAAAACAUAUGAUUUUAAUUGGCAUUAAAUUAAUGAUGGGAUGAACCAGGAGUUGUAAUUACAAUUAUUAUUUUUUCUUCUCUUCUGGUAAUACUCACCCCAUCUUAAUGAAUUAAUUGCCUAUCCUGGGUACCAUCAUGAACACUGCAGUAAGUUCUUUUUGUAAUUGUUAAACAUUCUUAUUGAAAUAUUUAGUUGAAGCAAUGUGUUGUUUUAAGUGCUAAGUUAGUCCAUUUAUUGUUCAAUAAAUUGUUCAUUUUUCUAGUAAGAUUUGCUUUAAUUUUAUGGUUUAAUAAUUUGUUUCUCUUUUUUUUAUUGUAAUGUUUUUGCCCUGCCUUGCUUAGCCUUGCGGUGUGAUUAUGGCUUUGCCUGAUAUUUUAAAAUGUUGGCAUUGCAGCAAUUUUUUAUAAUUUUUUUGCAAUGUAUAAGUAUAGUAAACAAAAUCUACUUAUUAUAGUAUUUUAUAUGUUUUUUUUAUUUUAUUUUAUUGCAUAACCUGUUUUAGAAUGUUCUUUGCACCCUAUUGUUCUGGGUUAUAGCUUCAGUACCAAAUUGCUAUAUGUAGGCUCUGUAUUGAACCUGACAAACUUGGUAUAUCGUAGAGAGAGAGACAA